Molecule: messenger RNA, 1251 nt
Organism: Sardina pilchardus (European sardine)
Lineage: Eukaryota; Metazoa; Chordata; Actinopteri; Clupeiformes; Clupeidae
Gene: gfra4a
Product: GDNF family receptor alpha 4a
Exons: 8
Coding region: 3-1124 (373 amino acids)
Biological process (GO): nervous system development
Cellular component (GO): signaling receptor complex; external side of plasma membrane
Molecular function (GO): signaling receptor activity
Source: RefSeq, a predicted model, not a curated record
UCAUGGCCAGUCCGCUGCACCGCUGCCAGUGCAAGAGGGGCAUGAAGAGGGAGAAGAACUGCCUCAGCAUCUACUGGAGCCUGCAGCAGACCAUACUGCACGGGUUUAGCUUGGUGGAAGCCUACCCCUAUGAGCCUAUGGAAAGAGGAAAUGAUUAUGUGCGUCUGGCAUCCAUUGCUGCAGAGUCCGAGGUGGGCAUGACGACGGUCAACCGCUGCCUGGACGCGGCGAAGGCCUGCAACGUGGACGAGGCGUGCCAGAAGCUGCGCACCGAGUACGUGUCGGCGUGCAUCGGCGCCUCCGCAUCCUCGCGCGGCGGUCAGCAGCCGUGCAACCGGGCGCGCUGCAGCAAGGCGCUGCGCAAGUUCUUCGACCGCGUGCCCCCGGCGCAUGCCCACGCGCUGCUCUUCUGCCCGUGCCAGGACACGGCGUGUGGCGAGCGGCGGCGCCAGACCGUGGUGCCCGCCUGCUCCUACCAGGAGGGACCCGCCACCGACCAGCCCAACUGCCUGCAGCAGCUGCGCGUCUGCACCGCCGACUACGUCUGCAAGUCUCGCUGGGCUCAGUUCCAGUACGACUGCCAGCCCUCCGAUCUCACCGCCAGCGGCUGCCAGCACGAGAACUACGGCAACUGCCUCGUCGCCUACACCGGACUUAUGGGCAGUACCAUCACCCCUAACUAUCUGGACAACACUACGUCCAACGUUGGGCCCUGGUGUUCGUGCUCGGCCAGUGGCAACCACCGCGAGCAGUGCCACGACUUCCUCAGCUUCUUCCACAACAACGCCUGUCUGAAGCGGGCUAUCGUGGCCUUUGGGAACGGGACAGACCAGAAGCAUGAACCGAACCAACCGGGCGCGACCAUCCAGGCGACCACCACGGCAACCAACAGUCACAACCAUCGACAGACAACAGCUAGCACCACAACUGCCAUCGCCAUGGAAACAGAGCAGAACAUCCUGAGUGCUCAGAUUCCCACACAGUUGAACGAGAGGGACAGGUUGUGGGGAGACGACUCUUCACCUCCAUCGCCCGGUCUCCCGGACAACGGCGCUGGCUCCGCCCAUGGCCCCCUCAGCACCUGGCCCCUCCCCUUCCUUCUGCUGCUGCUGUGGCUGCACUGAGGCAUCAUGGGAUAGAAGCACAGUACGAACCAGUGGACUGGGGAAGAGCAUGGGACAACUGCAGUGUGUGUGUGUGUGUGUGUGUGUGUGUGUGUGUGUGUGUGUGUGUGUGUGUGUGUGUGUGUGU